ACUUGAUCUUCAUUUCAAGUGUUUGUCUGUAAACUUCGAGUCAGUUGCUUAACAGCUUUCCCGGGGUUAACACAUCGGUUGUUAUCAUUUUUUUAAGUAAUUAAAAAGAAAAGAUGAAAACGUUCAGGAUUAUUGAUAAUGGCCAAAUUUCCAUUGAGCUGUACAAUCCAGACACGGAUCUUGAGGGCUCAAUGAAGGCUCUGAGGGAAGGAUUUAUUCCCAGUGAAAGUAUCUCAAUAGCUGUUGGACUCAGCAAUCCCGAAGCUGUCCAGGGUCACAGAGAUCUGGAAAAACUGGCCCAGGCCAAUCUUAGUGAUGGAAUUUCUAUUGUGGCUCGGCAUUUGCCUUCAGACCAAAUUGUGGGAUUUGCUUUCAACAAAAUCCACUCAAGACCAAAUCCAGAAACUCCCUCAUUUCUCAAAGAGUUCCGGAAUAAGCACUGUCAUGUUCAGGAAUCUCGUGAUAUUAUUAGUUUCAUUGAAUUUGCCGAUGGAAAAAUUAAUCUCUUCGACAAGUACAAUACUGAGUGCUUCCUUGAGUGCGUCUUAUUGGCUACACUUCCAGAAUUCCGGGGCAGGAAGAUUGCUCACUGUCUCGUGGAGUGUACAGUAGAGUUGGCCAGAGAAAUUGCAGCAGGAAAGUAUCCUGAGACAAUUGAUAAGGGACUUAUUGGAAAAAUUCCUAAAGUUGUCUUUGCAAUUUGGACUUCUAAAUAUUCAGCAAGGAUUGGAGCUAAUUUAGGAUUUGUCCCUUUGGACAGAUUCCCUGUGGCAGAUCUUAAAAAGGUUGGAGUGCCCUAUCCUGAGCGAAUUCCUCCUGAACACACGGAAAUUGUUUUAGCGGCGGUUCAAAUUUAAAUUUAAAUUUUAUAUUUACUCAAAGAAUUAUUAUGUGGUCCUCGGGAUUAGUGUGGAAAGUGUCUUUUCCUCUCCCUGCGGAUUUAGUGAGUGGCAGGAUUUAAAAAAAAAUGAACUGAACAAUGAGUGUAAAAAUAAUCUGCGUUUGUUGAUUUUAAUACCAAAUAACACUGAAAGUUUGAUUCCCGAUGGCCCUUUAAUUGAUGCAGCUGUAUAAACAGCCAUGGUUCCCUCUUUAUGAACAUUUCCUGGUCGCUUCACCGGCGAUGGGGUUGAUUUUAUGAUGAGACCAUCAGCCCAAUCUUCCACAUAUCCAAAAGAAGCGAAUUUCCAUUGGAAAAUUGGUGUAAAAUUCUUCUCAUUCCGCGGAAUUUAUUAUGCUAAAUUACCAAUAUUGUACGAAAUGUCCGUGGAAUUCCACUACAUUUCCCGGUAAGAUUCCUAGGAAUAUUCCAUGGGAUUUCCGAAAAAUGGGAAUCACUGCCAAGCUGUUUCUUUUUCCUACAAAAAAUAUUACGUAAGAAUUAUUUAUAAAUGUUUUUGAAUUCCUAUUGAGGACCUACGAAGUGUUUGUAAAUCGUAUAACUCGCUAAAAAGUUCGUAAAAGUUUGUACUUUUUAACAAACUUUGGUCGCAGCAUGAUCAACGCGCAUUUUUUGUUUCUUUACAAACAUUUGUUUGCCUUGGGAAACUUUACGAACAAAAGACAAAAUUUUACGAACAUUUUUCUGCGUGUUUACAAACAUUUAUGAACAAAUGUUUGUAGAAAAAUGCUCGUCAAGUAAUCAUGUUAUGUACAAUGUUUGUUUAUUUGUAAAUGUUCGGUACACAGAAAAAAUGUUAGUAAAAUUUUGUCACUUAUUCGUAAUUUUUCGCCCUACGUACAAAAAUUUACGAACAAAUGUUUGUGAAGGGGCCAAGAACUGUUCGUUGAGUGUUCAUUCUACGAAAUGUAUUGUAAAAUAGUACAAACUUUUAUGAACUUUUUAGAGGGUUAUAUACUUUACGAACAUUUCGUAAGUCUCCGGUAAGAAUUCACAAAUAUUUACGAACAAUUUUACGAUAUAUUUUUUCUUAGUAACUUUUAUUGAAAAUAAAACAUUACUUGAUUUAGUUGAAAAUUCCAUGCACGUACCGUUGCCAAUAGAAGUGGAAAAUCUACAGGAAAUUUAUCGUAAAAUUCUAAUAGUUCCAAGGAAUAUACAUAUCUCGACACUAGGUUUCAUAUGCUCAGAGAAAAAGUUUGUCAAAUAUUUGUAGAUUUGAAAGUAAACUUGAUGAAUAUCAAAGUUAAAGACUUGUACACUGAAAAAAAGGAUUACAGAGUGACCAAUGGGAUCUUGUUAAAAAUUUGUCAAAAGGUUGUUACUCCUCAAUUUGACGAAUUUUUUUUUGCAAUCUGUGUAAACGAACAUCCUUUUGACAAACUUUUGACAAAUAAAGUGGAAAUUAAUUUUUUUCAGAGUUCGAUACAAAAGAUUGUAAUUUUGACCAAUUAUUAUAAAUUAAAGUUUGUACAAUUACAAACUUUAGAGCAAAAAAUAUUUGUCAUGUUUGUAAAAGUUUCUAAUGGGCAACAAACCUUUACCUCCAAAGCUAGAAGCCAAUCAAACCUAUUUGAUUUAUGAUAGAGCCAAUAUACAAAUUUACCUGAUAAUAUAUAAAACUUUUAAUAAACUUGAGGAGUAGAACUAUGAGGAUUAAAAAAUUUGAACUCCUUUUCUACAAAUUAUAUCUCUGCAUGAAGUUUUGACAAAUUUAUCGCAAAAUAUCGAAGAAAUUUCUUGCAGAAGACUUAAAAUGUCAGCCUAUGGGAAAAAAUCAGAACUUUCCGAUGGAAAUCGUAUUUCACUUCGAUUGGUUAUAGGGUUACCCAACUAACGAUUUUAUAGUUUCAUUGAAAAUUUCUUCAUACUUCCGAGUUAAUUUAUCAGAAUUAAUCUAACGACACUAAAUAAAUAAAAGCAUCAUUUCUCUUAUCAGCACCUCUAAACCCCUCAACUAAGAGAAGAAAAAAACUAGUAGAAUUGCGAACAGAAUAGGUUUUAUUCCACAUUACAUGAAAUUCAAAUAACGUAUUUCUCACAGAAAUUCACCAUUUCUAUACUGCACUCUUAUUCUCUCUAAAAUUAUCAUUUUGUUGUAUAAAAAGGAUUAAUAAAUAAAAUAUAAUUCACAAUUGUUGAAGAAA
This is a messenger RNA of Phlebotomus papatasi, 3048 nucleotides long. RefSeq lists its product as uncharacterized. Lineage: Eukaryota; Metazoa; Arthropoda; Insecta; Diptera; Psychodidae. The record is from RefSeq and is a predicted model, not a curated record. Bases 114 to 857 code for a protein of 247 amino acids. The transcript has 2 exons. Gene Ontology annotation, molecular function: N-acetyltransferase activity.